CAGACCAGUCUAUGCAAAUAACAUUGGCUUGAAUUGUGCCAGACGCCCACCCACGAGAGAAAUGUUCCAGGCCAAACUGCCCAAUACCCCGGCAUCGGGCAAUGAUUCCGGGUGCAGCCCUGCGGUCAGUGUAGUACAGAGAUCUAAAUCUUUUAGCAUGAAGCCUGCGGUCAGAGAGCUGUGCUCUUCUUGCCAGAAAACCGUGUAUCCCAUGGAGCGGCUGGUGGCUGACAAACUCAUCUUUCACAACUCCUGUUUCUGCUGCAAGCACUGCAGUGCCAAGCUAAGCCUGGGGACGUACGCGGCACUUCAUGGAGAGUUUUACUGCAAGCCUCACUUCCAGCAGCUCUUCAAGAGCAAAGGGAAUUACGACGAAGGAUUUGGUCGCCGACCUCACAAAGAUUUGUGGACCCACAAGGAGACAGAGGAGUCGAGGGACAAAGCACCCUGAGUGGUCCCUAUGCUGGGUGCCAUAGUUGGGGGGGUGGGGUGUAUUUUCAUGCAGAUUAAGGCACUUUCCAUAGGUUGUAGCUGGUUUCAAUUAACCUCUUUCCUGCUGGGGAAGAGGUUCAUACGCCUGUUCCCAGAAUUCCUCCCUGGGGUCGUACUGAUCCAGGGAUUAAAGGCUGUUCACCCUAUCCUGUGUACUUCAACGUUUUAAAUCUUACAUUCCAGGGUGAAGCAGCCUUUUUUUGAAUUCUGGGUGCCCAUGGCUAGUGGGUUGGGUGGGGGCGGGUGGUGGUUAGGGUUGCCACCAGGCCGGUAAAAAUGAUGGUUGAUCCCAAUGUUAUUAAUAGGGAAAAUGAUAAAUAUAGAGGAAGGCCGGUAUUUUUUUCCAGGAAAAGGUGGCAACCCUAGUGGUGAUUGAGGAAAGGUGUCCUGUUUGAUUGUUGGGGGCAUUAGCCGACGCUGCAGGGGCUCGGUCCCAAUAGUCAACAAGUGCAGCUGUUUUUACAUAUCUCAGGGGCUGUAGGGGGGUUUCUAAGGGGGAGGGGGACAUAUGAUUCUCAGGAGACACCGCUGAUGUGUGUUUCUAUAGUGUUCCCUCACCAGACCGUAUGUUCAGGUCACCAGGACAUUGUCAUUUUGAGCUGUGGAUAAACACACUGGUCAGUCCCUGAGCCCAGUGCAACUUCCAUCCCGACUGCCAGUUCAGGAAUUCAAGUGCCACUUCUUGGCCAAGUCUAGUGCUUGCUUCUCUUUCAGGCCCUCUACUUUUUAAUUCCUCAAAAACCUCAUCAGCCUCUCCUUCUCUAGGGGAAGAAGGGAAGCCGCAACAUUCCUUAACUCUUCGGCUGCCGACGGCAGAAGGGGUUACUGGUUCUCUCUCUCUGCACUUGGCUUGAUGACUUGUUUACAGAACUUGAUCGCUACUUUUCCAGCUCUGAUUGUACAAUAAGAAGCCUCCCUGCUCCAGAUCUAGGGUUUUUACCCUGCUGCAGUGCAUUCUGGGUGUGGCCAGUGCCCCCAGUUAACAGUAUCUUGGAUUUUACACUUGCCACUAACAAUAUUUGUUUAGAAGCACAUGCUGAACUAUACCUUUCUGCCAUGGACUCCCCUCCAGGAAAUGAGUGGAGCAAAGCAAUAUUGCACCCCCAGCAGCUGUAGGAAAUUAAACCUUACCCAUAGUGCCCCUUUAGGCUUAAAAAAAGGCAUUAUUUUCAUAAAAAAUUAAAUUAGCACCUGAAAAUAAUACCAGCAUGCACUGCAGCAAUCCUAUAUAGUGCUGGGGACCAGGCACAUGGGUAUUCUUGGGCAGAUGUACAAAAAUCAGAGGUAAAAUAGAAAUGAUACCAAAACCAAAUAGUUACUUGGACUAUAUACAUUAUAGAUGGGGAGUGUAGCACAGUAAAACUCUUUCUGUACAUAGGAUUUAAACGUCAUGCAAUGGAUUUUCUGCAACCUUUGUCUCUGCGGCCCCUGGCUGCUGAAGGAUGCUGGGAGUUUUAAUUCAGCCCCAGUGGGGAGAGACAAAGGGUGGCCCCUGGCUUCUGAAGGUUCCCGGGAGUUUUAAUUCAGCCCCAGUGGGGAGAGACAAAGGGUGGUCCCUGGCUGCUGAAGGAUGCUGGGAGUUUUAAUUCAGCCCCAGUGGGAAGAGACAAAGGGUGGCCCCUGGCUGCUGAAGGGUGUUGGGAGUGUUAAUUCAGCCCCAGUGGGGAGAGACAAGGGUUGGUCCCUGGCUGCUGAAGGAUGCUGGGAGUUUUAAUUCAGCCCCAGUGGGAAGAGACAAAGGGUGGCCCCUGGCUGCUGAAGAGUGUUGGGAGUGAUAAUUCAGCACCAGUAGGGAGAGACAAAGGGUGGCCCCUGGCUGCUGAAGGGUGUUGGGAGUGUUAAUUCAGCCCCAGUGGGGAGAGACAAGGGUUGGUCCCUGGCUGCUGAAGGAUGCUGGGAGUUUUAAUUCAGCCCCAGUGGGGAGAGAAAAAGGUUGGCCCCUGGCUGCUGAAGGGUUCUGGGAGUUUUAACUCGGCCCCAGUGGGGAGAGACAAAGGUUGCAGAAGGCUGUUAUUACUGUUAUUAGGGAACAGCCCCACCUGGUGGUAAUGGGGAGAAAGUACAAGAGAAGCACACACGCACAUACAGAGAUUUCUAGGCCACAGAUUGCACAAGCAAUGGAUCUCAGGACCCACCUACACUCUGUAGAUCUGGAGCUGAACUCUUCUUUUCUGUGUAUAUUCUACACCCUGGUUCUGCCUUAUCCUUCUCCUGGCUCCUCUCUGGCUCGUGCCUUUGGCUGCAUAUUAUCAGGGUGUUGCCCUGGGCCCCCAAAAAGCAUAAUCUCUCUGUGUGCUUCUGGAUAUGCCGGUGUACGACUGUUCUGUGAUACAGGGUAAUUAUAUAAAGCAUCUCGCUGUUUU
Molecule: messenger RNA, 2855 nt
Organism: Xenopus laevis (African clawed frog)
Lineage: Eukaryota; Metazoa; Chordata; Amphibia; Anura; Pipidae
Gene: limd2.L
Product: LIM domain containing 2 L homeolog
Source: RefSeq, marked provisional